UUCUUUAACUUAACCCAGGUACAAAUCUGUGAAGUGGCUGCAGUUUUAAUCUACUCUUCUGCUAAAGCUCCUCUCCCACGGAUAGACAAACUCCAGAGAAAAGCCCUUACACCUUAUGUUGAACUAGUCAUUCCAGAAUUCUGUCAGAAUGUUAGGGGUGCCCAAAAUAAACAGAAAAUUGCAGAUUUUUCUGACUCCUUAAUUUUACUAGUUGUGUUUGAGAAAACAGCUUUCCCAUCUCUAUUUUCCUUACUGUUAAAACUGUGAUUUGAAACAAAUGGGAUACAUUUCAUGCAGAAUGGAAUUCCUCCUUCCUCUUCUGCUGUACAUGCUAGCAUGGCAAAGUAAAAUGACUAAAAAAGCCUCCACAGGCUGAUAUCUUAUUCUUGCAAUAGCAAAACUGGGGCUUGUUUUUCAAAUAUGUAUUGUGCAUUGAUUGUUAGAUGAAAGAACGUAAAACACCUUUACAAAAUCAAUGUGCAUCAGUGUGGAGUUAUUUUCUCAUUCUAUGCAGUAACAGUUGUAAAUGCCAUUCUAUGCAGUUAAACCAUCUUUGUCUUGCUUAGCAUUAACAUUACAGUUAAUCACCAAUUCCCCUAAGACAGCUAUUCCUCCUAAAGAAUUACAAGAAAAAAUGCUGAGAAGUCUGAAAGGACUCAUCUACCAUCCUCUAAAGUUGGACCAUGGAUAUGCCCUCCGUACGGCAGCCAAAGAUUGCUUAAGUUCCGUUGUCAGCCAGGAUGUCCAAACACUGGCAGAAAGACCCAGAACAGUUUUCUAUACCAGCGAGAAUGACCCGGCCAACCACACAGAACACCAUGAGGGUCGCCAUUAUAGCAUUCCACUUGAGGAGGUGAAAGCUGUGUUUCCACAUGGACUGCCCUAUCGGUUCCAGCAGCAGAUUAAGACCUUCAAUGAAGCCUGCCUGAUGGUGCGAAAACCAGCUCUAGAACUUUUCACUUACCUGAAAAGCUCCAACUUUGCACACCCAGCUGUCAGAUAUGUGAUCUGUAUCUUUUAUCACUUACUUGAUGGUAGAAUGCAAGUUAAAUACAAGCAGAGACUUUCCUUGACAAUCCAUGUUGGAGAUGGUGAGAAAGGAACAGGGAAAACCAUGACUCUGUGUCACGUGGUUCACUACUGCACAAGGCAAGGCUGGCUGGUGCUGCACAUCCCAGAUGCUCAUCUCUGGGUGAAAAACUGCAGGGAGCUUAUACAGUCUUCCUACAACAAAGAACGGCUUGAUCAGCCUUUGCAAGCAUCCUUCUGGCUCAAGAACUUCAAAACCUCAAAUGAGCGCUUCCUAAAAGAGAUAAAAACAGAAAAAAAAUAUGUGUGGGGCAAACGAGAAAGCACUGAGGAGGGCAGACCAUUGGGUGAAGUGGUGGAACAGGGUUUAGCUCGUGUGAGAAAUGCCAGCGAUGCUGUAGGGGUUGUGCUGAAAGAGAUAAAGCAGCAAUGUCAUCUUGGCUCAUUCCGACUUCUUGUGGCAGUGGACGGUGUCAAUGCGCUCUGGGGAAGGACUACAUUAAAGAAGGAAGACAAAAGCCCUGUUUCUCCAGAGGAGCUGACGCUCGUGUACAAUCUAAGGAAGAUGAUGAUGAAUAAUUGGAGCGGAGGUGCUAUUGUGACGACCCUCAGCCAGACCGGCUCUCUCUUCAAACCCAGUUCUGCCUAUUUGCCCCAGGAGUUGCUGGGAAAGGAGGGCUUUGAUGCCCUGGACCCUUUCGUCCCCGUCCCGGUCCCCAACUAUAGCCCGCGGGAGUUCGAGAGCUGCUACCGCUACUACCUCGAUCGCAAGUGGCUGCAGCACGAGAAAGCGCGCACGGAGGAUGGCAAGGAGGAGCUGCGGUUCCUGAGCGGCUCCAACCCGCGGCAACUGGAGCGGCUGGCGGGACCCCUCUAGCGCAAUAAAGGCCGGACCGGCGGCGGUGCCUCCUUC
Molecule: messenger RNA, 1942 nt
Organism: Harpia harpyja (harpy eagle)
Lineage: Eukaryota; Metazoa; Chordata; Aves; Accipitriformes; Accipitridae
Gene: DAP3
Product: death associated protein 3
Exons: 13
Coding region: 527-1906 (459 amino acids)
Biological process (GO): apoptotic process
Cellular component (GO): mitochondrial small ribosomal subunit; mitochondrial ribosome
Molecular function (GO): structural constituent of ribosome
Source: RefSeq, a predicted model, not a curated record